UGACAUCCCACCGGUGUAUUGACGCCUAGAAGGCUAUACAAGUCAGCGUCUUGUACAACACGCCAUUUAUAAAACCACACUUCUCUAUAAAUAAACGCCAAUAGAUUAACCGUCUAAAAAAACCUCUCGCCUUCUCAUCCAACGAAUAGAAAAAGGCUUCGGACUGAAAAUUCAAUUCGCUGAUCCAUCACCAUCGGACGAAAUGUCGAAGACCGACGAGCCGGCGAUCGGAAUCCCCUAUGCGGCGACCUACCACCAUCAGCAGCAGCAGCAGCGGCAGCAGUUUCAUCAACAACAGUAUUACGCCGGAGAGAACCCGUAUCAGGCCGGAGCGAUCCCCCCGAACGCCGUCGUAGGAGACCCGAAAGGAAUUCCGAUUCAGCAGACGAUCUACAGAGACACGCCUGCUCCGUUCAGCUGCGUUUACUGUGGCAAUUCUGGAGUCACCAACGUCAGAUCAAAACUAAGUUUGGCGGCCUUUGUUGGUUGUAUGAUGCCGAUGAUGCUUGGAGUUUGUUUCCUCUGUCCUUCAAUGGACUGCCUUUGGCAUAAAUAUCACUAUUGCCCGGGCUGCAAUGAGAAGGUCGGUGAUUUUGAGAAGUCUGAUCCUUGUGCAGUGAUGGAUCCUCCACAAUGGGUACAGCAGAGCUUUGCAUUACCUGCAUGAAAUGAUAAGUUCUUAAUUUGCAUUGUUCCUGUACUGUCUCCUUUCUUUGUAUGUGGUUCCUCAUCUGUUUAAUGGAACGUAAAUAACUACCUUCUGUUCAUGCAUAUGGAACUGUCAUUGUUGGAAUGCUUCCAAAUAUGUAAAGACAUUUCAUUCAAACUUUGAAAUAUAUAUCAUAUAGUUUGCUUGUA
Messenger RNA from Cornus florida, 858 nucleotides. RefSeq names its product GSH-induced LITAF domain protein. Gene Ontology annotation, molecular function: zinc ion binding. NCBI's taxonomy places the organism in Eukaryota, Viridiplantae, Streptophyta, Magnoliopsida, Cornales, Cornaceae. The record is from RefSeq and is a predicted model, not a curated record. The transcript is spliced from 3 exons. The coding region runs from base 203 to 667 and encodes 154 amino acids.